This is a messenger RNA of Paramacrobiotus metropolitanus, 2271 nucleotides long. RefSeq lists its product as uncharacterized. The record is from RefSeq and is a predicted model, not a curated record. Lineage: Eukaryota; Metazoa; Tardigrada; Eutardigrada; Parachela; Macrobiotidae. Gene Ontology annotation, molecular function: protein binding. The coding region runs from base 739 to 2142 and encodes 467 amino acids. Gene Ontology annotation, cellular component: plasma membrane. The transcript is spliced from 4 exons.
ACUAUAAUAACGUAGUUUUAAAGUGGACUGCAGUAAAAUUUAGCUACUUGCUUUGACAGAAGUGAUGUUAUAAUUAAGCCGUUUUGCAUUUCCACUUUGUGUAUUCCUGUUUCGAAUAAGCUUCCUUUGGUCGACAGGGAAAAUUUUCCCAGCAUUCCUUUAAUUAGGCGCUCAGCUUCCCUGCCUUUUUGCAGUAGUUCUUUCAGUGGUUCCAUAAAUCUGCUUAAUCCUGUUUUCGAUUCGAGAAAGCAACUUACAUAAGAUGCUUCAGGAAGAACUGGAGGUAUCGUUUCCAUCUCCAUAUCCUGCAGCUUUCGCAGUAUUUCGCUGACCCCCGUGGCCAUAUCGGGCGAGCUCGGCCAGGCUCGCUACAAUGCAUACGUACAGAACUACAGAUGGAUAGCCGGCCGGUCAUUUUCCCUUGAACAUUCCGCGUGCUGUACAUGGAUGACUGAUAUCCACGAAUGGCAUCUGUUAUUUUUAACAGAUUUUAACCAACCAACCGCUACAGAUUGAUACAUCUUGCUUAACGGUAUUUUCUAAUUCACUUAGUCAGAAUUAUAUACUGAAGCAGUACAAUUUUGCUGGUUUUCAAUCAAUGGUCUUCUUGCAUGACGGAAGAUUAAAGUCUAUUCGUGUACUCUUUUGGCUGUCAAGGCCAAAAUUAUCAGCGGAAACUGCCCGUAGCAUCCCAGAGUAUCGUGAGCCCCAUGGAAAGGCCUAAUAUAGAGUUCAUAAAUGGAUGGGCGUAGGAUCUCAGCUGCUGUAUACAUAAUUGAAGUAUACCUGUUGAUGAAUGUGUGGUCAGUACCAUCUUACGCCGUGGCUUCUACGGGCAAUGCAGAGCGUAAAAACACAAACACUACCGCAACUGCAUAUGCCCUACCAUCAGCUUGUAACGAUGAUUUGCUGGCCAUCGUUCUUCCCUGCGCUUGCUCCGUCGCCGGUCAGCUAGUUAUCAUAUCGUGUUCCAACGGUUUGGACGAUCUUCUUGACCUAAAUCAGAUAGAGAAAUUGUUUACUUUCUGGAUCAAGAUCAGCCUCAAAACAUCAGCAUCCCUUUCAUCGGAGUCAUGGCACGACAAACUAGCGAAUAUCACUCACCGCGUUAGCCGGUUGGAGAUAUCCGACUUCACCGACCUGCGACUUCCGUUAACUUUCCUCGGUGACCUUUCCAAUCUGAAUUGGCUGAAGUUUCGUGAUGGUGGAUUUGGAUCUCCACGCAUUCCAGCAAAUGCUUUUCCAAACAGCAAUCUAGAGUCCCUAUCAAUUGUUGACAGUUUAGUAGAGAGCAUCGACGAUGACGCGUUCAGUUACAAUACCAACUUGUAUCAACUCGACUUGUCAGGAAAUCCCAUCCGGUACAUACCUUAUGCUGCUCUGACCACUUUGCGUAAUCUUCAGACGUUAACAAUCAAUCACGGUUAUUUAUCAACCCUGGAAAGCAAUUCCAUCCCUUCUGCUGUGGCAUUUCCAUAUUCCUUGUCGGCCUUACAUUUAGAGCACAAUCAGAUUAGCCGCAUCCCGGAAGAGUUUCUUACCGCCCUGAAGCAGCUGAAGCCGGGUCUGAAGAGUCUCCGGCUGGUUAGCAAUCAUAUCCGCGACAUACCGGCGUCCAUCUUUGAACUGCCAGUUAUCGAGAGCAUUAUUCUGAGAGAUAACUUAAUUAGCAACUUCCCUGUUGGGCUAAAGAACAUCAGAAAUGAUACGGAUGUUGAUUUAAGCGCCAAUAAUCUUUCCGUCCUUAAACCGCGCGAUAUUCCAGCCCGCAUCAGGAAAUUCGUUAAACCUUGGAAUUUGAGAGGUAAUCCUUUAUUCUGUGGAAAUAAUAUGGAUUGGUUUAUUUGCUGGCUGGAGCGAGAGAAUCCCACCAGUGAUCAAAGCCAUGAAUUACUAUGCGAAGGAAACGGUGUCCCCAUGUUAUCACUAUGGAAUGCCACAUUAUGCCGUCCCAAAACCCAAACCGUUACUGUGUCUAAACCAAUUCUGCGCCCUUUAAAUAGAGAUCGCCUGCGAUCCUGUGUGCCGGGCCUCCAGUGCAGCGGAUCUCAAGAUUCUGUGCAGCGAAGGCAUUCACAUGCGUUGCUUAAUUUCAUAUUUUUGUUGUACUUCACUAACUUUAUUAUUACGCUUUUUCGAUAAUACUCAACCCUAGGCGGGCAAUCUCCACAAUAUACUGGGCGUAUUGUUAAAACCAAAAUCUAGCCUUCGGAGUUAAUUUCCAUGAACAGUUUCAAGAUAUAUAUCUGCACGAAUGGAAUACUUAAACGG